ACCAGGUGACAGAAUGGACAGGCAUGUUGGAGAGGGAGGUGGCCGGCGAGGAGGGGUUGGCCGGAGAAGAAAAAGUGGCCGGGGAGGACGGAAUGCCCGGGAGGCCCAGCGGAGGGGAGAGGGAGGUAGGUCCGGCGUGGACUCCCAUGUGGGUGGUCCGGGUGGAGGAGAGGAAGGUGGAGGUGAUGGCGGUGGAAGCAAAGGCGGGGACUUGUCUGGCGGCGAGCAACGCCAGAUGAACCCAUCCAGCAGCGAGGACGCUGCAGGCAAGCCCCAAGGCGGCGGAGGAGGAGUGGAGGGAAGCAAAGGCGGGGACUUGCCCGGCGGCGAGCAACGCCAGAUGAAUCCAUCCAGCAGCGAGGACGCUGCAGCCAAGCCCCAAGGCGGCGGAGGAGGAGUGGAGGGAAGCAAAGGCGGGGACUUGCCCGGCGGCGAGCAACGCCAGAUGAACCCAUCCAGCAGCGAGGAGGCUGCGGCCAAGCCCCAAGGCGGCGGAGGAGGAGUGGAGGGAGGCAAAGGCGGGGAUUUGCCCGGCGGCGGCGAGCAAUGCCAGACGAUCCCAUCCAGCAGCGAGGAGGCUGCUGGCAAGCCCCAAGGCGGUGGAAGAGGACUGGAUGGAAGCCAAGGCGGGAGCUUUACAGGCGGCGGCCAAAGCAUGAACUCGCCUGCAUCUCUCAAGGAAACCAUCCUUGGUUGGGACGUCGAUGACAUCCUGGCUGAUAAUCAAACGCUUCCAGAGGUACCAGAUUUCAGUGACUCUGUCGAAGAAUAUAUGAGUGCAUACUCUGCUCUUUUGGUUCAGGAAUGUAGGGCUGCUGUCAAGGAUGCAUUGCAGAACAUUCAUGAAUCAUCACUACCUUACAUUGUCAAACAUAUUUUACCCACAAAUUCAAAGUCAGAGAUUUUCCUUGACGUCGACCUCAACCUAGAUGCAAAGGGCAGUUGGCAUGUCGCAAGAGAGGGGGAUCUUUUUCUGUUUAGUACUUACUCUCCUCAGCAAGAAGAGUUUAAGUAUUCAUACAAACACAGAUCUUUUGGCAUUGCCUCUGAUAUCAGUCCGCACUCCAAAUUUCAUCGAGGCUUCAAAGCAGAUUCUACCAAAAAGUUGAAGAAUUUCAGAUAUGCAACAUUUUUGAUCAACCUGAAUGGUUUUCUCAGUGCUUGGAAAGCAAUGCAAGUGCAGGAAAAUGGAAAUAACUGUGCUGGAAUUCGAUCAAUUAUGAAAUUGCCAAAAUUGCCCAGCACUGAUGAUCCUUGCUGCCCUCAGUCAGUCUGUUUGAAUAACACGGUGUUCGGAAAUCUGAGUGGACAUCAACGAAUCAUUGCCAGUUCUGUUGCUCGAGCAUUCCAGUGCAAACACGGUAAUAUUGUAAAGCUUCUUUGGGGCCCUCCAGGGUCUGGAAAGACGCUGGUAAUCACCAAGGUUCUCCGCUAUUUGCAACAAUUGUCUAUGAGGAUUUUUAUAUGUGUUCCUUCAGAAGACCAUGUCCUUUCAUUGCUAAUGCUUCUUGAAGAAUCAGAAUAUAAAUUCAAUGAUCUCCUUGUUCUGGAUAACUUAGAGGGUAGAGAAAUCACCCAAAAAGUUCGUGAAACUUGCUUACAGGAUAGGUCACUGGAUUUUCUGUGUUGCAUCAAAAUGUAUGGACAAUUGGUUCAUGAAAUGAUUUUGCUUCUGAACUUGGAAAUGUUCUGUACUAAAAAAUGUGAUCAUAAAUCAGUGACUCGAUGUGGCAAAACCAGCCUUCCUGUCUUCAAAUUGCAGGCCUUUAAGAACAGCUUCAGUACUCUUGUUACUGGUAUGCGGCAAUGCUUGCUCGAGCUAAAAGGCAGAUUCUCAGGAAUGUGCUUGACAAAUGAAAAUGUGGAAAGCAUUGGGAAUUUGCUCGACACUUUGGAAGUUUUAGAUAACCUACUGAACCAUAAAAUAAAAGAUGAGAAGAGCGUGCAUCAAGCUUUUGGAUUGGUAACCUUGGCACCAUCUGCUGCUGGAUUUCAUGAGUACCCGUUUGCUGAAGAACUAAACAGUGCUAGAGUGGCAUGCUUAAGAGCAGUUGAAACUUUGAAACACUCAAUUACGCUUCCAAAGCAUUUUCGUGAGAGAAGAGAUAUUGAAAACUAUUGUAUUCAGAAAUGUCAAGUGAUUGUUAGUAGCACCUGUUCCAACAAUCGUUUGCUUCAGUUGGACACACACCAAAUCGAUCUGCUGAUAGUAGAUGGUGCUGCUAAUAUUAAAGAGUAUGAUUUGAUUGUUCCCUUGAGGCUUCCAAUCAGACAUGUUUGGAUGUCGGGCACUGCGAACAAGCAACCAACAACAAAUAAGGUGGCCCAGGAUGAUGGGUUCUCCAAUAAUCUUUUCCAAAGACUAUCUCAACUGGGGUUUCCAAUGGAUAGGCUCACGGAGCAAUUUCUAAUCAAUCCAGCGGUUUUCCAGUUCCCGAAUGAGUAUUUGUAUGAAGGAAAGAUUUUAGGUGCUCAAAAUGAUUGUUCUCCAAGCUACAGUAAAGAAUUCGAAAGCCUAAUUCUUCAAAAUUAUUUAUUCAUGGAUGUCGUCAAGACGGGUGCUAAUGCUGACAAUGACUUAACUGAGGAAAGCGCAAUUCUUUACAUCUUGCAGCAAGUGCUUUUCAAAUCUUGGAAAGGUGUUAACAGAAAGCUCAAUGUUGCUGUUGUGUGCCUACAUAGUAGCCGUGCUGAUGCAGUCAAAAGUCGCCUGAUAAACAAACAUGGCACUCAAGAGAAAAUUAAUUUACAUGUGAAGUGUGCAAGCAGUUUGCAGGGAGAAAUGUAUGAUGUCGUCAUUAUGUCAGCGCUUUCAACAGAUAACAAGAAGUUUGUUCAUGACCAGCAUAUCAUCUCAACAAUCACCCAAGCAAGAUAUUGCCUAUGGACACUGGUUUAUCUUCUUGACGCUCCUCGGCAUGAUGGAGUUUUCACAAAACUUCUUACUGACGCUACUGAGCGGGGGUGUUUUGUAAAAUUAUCACCUGUGGUCAGUGAUCAGUUGGACAAAAAAGUAUCUUUUGCUCAUCUGUUUGGCGGUAACCCUGCUCCCAGAAAGGUUACUAUUGAAUUCACUUGGAAUGGCAGGCCUCACAACAGCAAAUAUAUUUUAGCUGAUUUGCGAGAUCAGAAAAGUUCUGAUACUUGCACGCUUCAAUCUGCUUUGGCGGCGAUGGAGUCCACGAAAAAAUUCCAGUACUCAAAAUUUAAACCACCAAAAGAUUUUGAGUGGAUUUUAUCCGAUGCUCAUUUGAGGUUAGAAUACAAGGUUACCACUAAGAAAGACAUCGGAGAAGAAGUGGACAUGCCUCAAAGGGGCUGCAAACGCCUUGACACUGGUCUACACAUUCUCAAAGAGACUGGGGCCAUAGCACACAAACCUCAGCAGCCCGAGCAGGUGAGCCCACGCCGUUUCAAGCUUAAGUCGUAUUCAAGACUGGAGAUCAAUGAAAAUGGAGGCAUGAGUGUUGCUGCCCGUGCUGUAGUUGAUGGAACCUUCUUCUUGAUGCAUUUUAAAGUUUCGCGAAACUACUUCACAUUGAAGCCUGGACAGGUUUAUCACUUCGACGCCAACAAUGCAUACUUAAGCCCCUCAUUUUUGAUACCAGCAUCUCAUGCUGUGAUGAUGAUUGGGUCAGGGGAUACCCAUAUAUACACAGAAUUGCCGAGCGGAGACAUACAGCAUGAAAAAAGUGUCCAUGUGAACUUUCAGAACAGCGCUGGAAAGCUGCUCGGUGAUGACGGUUUUGGUAAAAUUGGGUCGAGCUCUGUGCGGGGUCUAUACCAGCUCACAAUCUGAACACGCAGGACAUUUUUGAUCCCUGGUUUUGUAAAAACAAACUAACAGAGGACACCAACGUUAAUUGAAACCCUGAAUUUUAUGCA
Triticum aestivum (bread wheat) is the source of this 3885-nucleotide messenger RNA. RefSeq lists its product as uncharacterized. The coding region runs from base 14 to 3799 and encodes 1261 amino acids. Lineage: Eukaryota; Viridiplantae; Streptophyta; Magnoliopsida; Poales; Poaceae. Gene Ontology annotation, molecular function: helicase activity. The transcript has 9 exons. The record is from RefSeq and is a predicted model, not a curated record.